AUGGAGGCAACCACUGAUAUCGAGGUGACCGGGCUUACUACAUUUGCCCCACCUCCGUCUCCACCCUUCCGCUAUGCGAUCACACUGAAGGAAGAGCGCUUGAGCAUCUGGAUGGCGGAACUCGGGUCGAAGAAGCAAUGGUAUCUGGGUAACUUGGAGCAAGCGGACUACGUGAAGCCUCAGUAUAGCAUCCCCGGGGCCAGUGCUACCGACUAUUUAUUCUUCGACUUACUGAACGGCGAUGUGGAUGCGCGCAAACUGACAGCCUUGGCGACUGGAGACUCGUGGGUUGCAGUUUACGAGCUCACUCUCGCUCCUGGGUCUAUCGAAAGGGUCAACGACUUGGAAGAAAGGCUGCACUACAACGAGGACGAGUUGACUCGACUACGUACGGAAGCGAGUGCCCAGAACGCCAUGAUCCAGCGGCUGAAUGACAGUCUGAAUGCGUUGCAAGGUGACGAUGUGGAGCAAUUACGUGCGCAGCUGAAUGAGCAGCAAAUUAAGCUGGGGCAACAACACGAAGAGCUCCAAGAGCGCCACGUCGUCGUACUUGAAGCUACCGGGACAAAUGACAGGGGAAACGGUUGCUGGAACCAAGUGGCCUCAGCCGAUGUCGUUGUGGACGACGACAGCAGCGUUGUACGCGUUGCCCCGGCCGACGUUUACGUCGUUUAUGGCCUCGUUGAGGUCCCGCACGAGGAUUUCCAUCAGAGUGCGUGGCUCCUCAAGAAUGGCAAGAAGUACCGCCCAAGCUACGACGUGGGCGUUUCUGUAAGUGGCGUGUCCUACACUUUGGUCGCUGCAAUGAUUCCACUACGGGAAGGAGAUAUAUUCCGAUUCAACAGCGUGAAAGAUGUUCAAGCGUUCCCGUUCGCGUACAUUUGGGGCAUGAGCAACCGCGCCGACUCGGAUACCCAGUGA
This is a messenger RNA of Phytophthora sojae, 921 nucleotides long. RefSeq lists its product as hypothetical. The coding region runs from base 1 to 921 and encodes 306 amino acids. The record is from RefSeq and is a predicted model, not a curated record. NCBI's taxonomy places the organism in Eukaryota, Oomycota, Peronosporomycetes, Peronosporales, Peronosporaceae. The transcript is spliced from 4 exons.